This is a messenger RNA of Acanthopagrus latus (yellowfin seabream), 1510 nucleotides long. Its product is annotated as butyrophilin subfamily 3 member A2-like. The record is from RefSeq and is a predicted model, not a curated record. The transcript is spliced from 6 exons. Lineage: Eukaryota; Metazoa; Chordata; Actinopteri; Spariformes; Sparidae. Bases 20 to 1510 code for a protein of 496 amino acids.
ACAGUACACACCUCAUCACAUGGGUCAAAGUACAAAUGUUUUUUGUUUUUUUAUGACAGACUUUGGCCGUUUGGCUUUGCAGUGUCAGGCGAGAACAGACUCAGAGAUUCACCAGGACUGCAGGAUGCGUUGCCUAAAUGAAGGAUUGCUCCUUAAAGCUGAGCUCAGUUGCCUCAGAGCUUCAGUUCUCCAUCACACUGUGAUCCUCCUCCUCCUGACAGGCUCUUGUAGAGGCCAGGCUCAGGGUGCUCAACCAUCUCUGAGAAUCAUGACAUUAGUUGGUGAAGACGUGGUGCUGCCGUGCCUCCUGGAACCUCCCCUGGAUGCUGUUUCAAAGAGCGUGGAGUGGGCGAGACCUGACCUGGAGCCCAGAUUUGUCCAUGUGUGGCAUGAAGGUCAAGACCACCUGGUGAACCAAAACCCGUCUUACAGAGGCAGAACAUCAGUGUCCAUCGACAAACUGAAGCAGGGAGACCUUUCACUGCUUCUGUCUGCAGUGAAACUCUCUGAUAAUGGACUCUACAGAUGCUACUUUCCCUCACAAGACAAAAAAACAAAUGUUGAGCUUGUUAUUGGUUCUGUCGCUUCACCAGUCAUAGCUGAGAUAAACAUAAACAGCAGUGCAGUGGUUCUACAGUGUAACUCUGCCGGCUGGUAUCCAGAACCUGAGGUGUUCUGGCUGGACGGUGAGGGAAACCUCCUCUCUGCUGGACCUACAGAGACAGUCAGAGGUCCUGAUGACCUCUAUACUGUCAGCAGCAGAGUGACUGUGGAGAAGAGACACAGCAACAGCUUCACCUGUAGAGUCCAACAGAACCACACCAACCAGACCAGAGAGACUGAAAUCAAGCUUUCAGCUGUCUGUUUCGAGGCCACAUCUUGUUCUGCUCAUGUUGCUGUUCUUGUGGUUUUUGUGCUCCUUGUUAUUCUUGCAGCAGCCUGUGUUGUGUGGAAAUGGAGACAAAACCAAAUCAAAGAAAGAAAGAAACAACACGAGGAUCAAACUGAAAGAGAGCAGCUCAUCACAGAGAAGAAGAGAACCGAAGAGCUUGAAGAAAAGUUACAGAAGAAAGAGAAGGAACUGAAGAAGAAAGAGGAGACGUUACAGGAGAAAGAGGAGACGCUGAAGAAGACUGAGGACACGAGGAAGAAGAAAGAUGAGAGGUUGAAGAGGAAUGAGGACUUUGAGCAGGAGGUUCAUAAUAAACUGACUGAACAAAGUGAGGAACUGAAAAAGCAGAAAGACAAACUGAAGCAACAAAAGGAGGACAUGGAGACAAACAUUAACAAUAUGGAGAAAGAGAUGCAGUCAGUGGAGAAGAUGGCAGAAGGUGAACGAUUCUUCAAAUUGAAAGAAAUCACAUUAACUGCCAAAACUCAGCUGAACAGGAGAAGACAAGAAGAUGAAAAUCUUCAGCUACAAACAGAGACAAUACAGAAGAAAAAUCAUGAAAUGUUGAAUAUGAUCACAGACAGGAAGAAGCAGGAACCACAAGAAGAAAGUCAGUGA